AUGACUACUCAAGAUAAAACCAGAGCUACACCAUUGGACGUCGAUGAUUUGCGGCUCGUUGUUGAAAGAAUGGCAAAUCGGAGCAGUGUUCGACCGGGCGGAAAAGUAUCCUUUCUUAUCAAUACAUAUAUUUAUUUUUUGUCGACGAAUUCAGGUCUGAGGAGGAAGAAAAAAUCCCCAAUUUUGUUUAGGAUUAUCAUUCAUUGAAUGAUUGAAAAACGAGAAGCGACUCUUAAGAUUUGUUGUUGUGCUUAGGUGUCGCAACGGAAAAUUUUUUAUUGAGUUUACCCAAUUUUGAUAAAAUAAGUUUCAGAUGUGGUACAAAAAAAGCCAGUUCUACCAGCUGUUUUCAAAAGAGUUUGAUAUGGGUACACCCGUUGAAACACCAUACCGUAAAAUGAUACGCAUGCUGAAAUAUAUAUAAAAAAAGACUUUUCGGCCAGUGAACUAUCCCAAAAUUUUGUCAUCUUUGAUUAUUUAAACUAUGAAGGCUUCAUUCUUCCGUUCUUCAAUCAUGCAUUCGUCGCCAUCGUCGUCGAGUAACUCAACACGUAGUCGCGCCAGUUCGUGUCAAAGGUCGCCAUUAGCCAACAACGGUUGGCAAGCAGAAAAUAUGAACGAUAAAAACAAGAAAAAAUCUUUCCAGACUCGAUAAAUGAUCAAUCUCUAUCCCCAAUCGAAAACAGGUCAUCAGAGGUUAUUCUCGAUGAAAACAUUGAAUCAGAGCCGACGGCCGAGUGCGGGGACGAUAGAGCUCGAAUAAUAAUCCAAGAGAUUGUCGUAAAAAAUCAAAACGGCGGUUUGAAAAAACCAACACCAGAUGACGGUCAUCACAACACUAGAAAACGAGGCCGAACCGUUCCUAUUGAGCUGAAGCCAAGGACCAUCGGUGAGAUACUUCGAAUUCAGGCCCACACUGUUUCAAAGAACUUAAAAUCUUCAUUUGAAAAAAUUCUCUUGCGAACACCCAAUUUUAAAAGCUGUAUCAUCAUUUUUACUUACUUUCAACAAUAGUCCCGUCAUGAACACCUUUUUAUGGUCAAAAAAUAUUGAAAAAACCUCGUUAGCGAAUUUCCAGAGUGGGCAGGAGCAGGAGAAAAGGAUGCUUCAACAAGAAGAUACCCAAAAAGAAACCGAAUUCAACCGGCGAGAGAAUGGCUGGGGGAGUACGCACAGUACGAAGAAUUGAAAGGUUAAACGAUUUCUUGACAUUUUUUCACGCCUAAACCUUUUUUUUUUUUCAAAAAAUUUGUUUUCAGAUGGCCAUCGAGUUCUGAAAGGAGUCAGCCGAGUCUCGAUUAAAAGCAAAUCAUUCGCUAAAAUCCUCGGCCUCGUGAAAUAA
This is a messenger RNA of Caenorhabditis auriculariae, 1342 nucleotides long. Lineage: Eukaryota; Metazoa; Nematoda; Chromadorea; Rhabditida; Rhabditidae. The record is from the annotation of a GenBank genome assembly.